GAGGGUGGAGCCGUGGAGGAGCUUCAAAUGGCCCUACGGACUGCGGCUUGGGGGAGGACGUAGGAGGUUCCCGGUGACUGACCUAACGCCUCACGACAUGCACGUCGCAAACUUUGAAAACCCCUUUCAAUUCUUUUGUCUGCUGCCUCGGUGACCUCUGCAGCUGUUGACGUCGAGAGAUGUAUGGCCUUUUAGAUAAGCUCUCAGAUCCAGUCGUCUUAAGCAACUCAGGAAGAGGAGGCUUCCCUUUAUAAGCUGAGAAACGGUGUGCACGUCAGACAGAACCUUGAGACUGCUUGGGCGGCCGGUUUGCCUCCGAUGGAGGUAAUAAUGCUCAAAGCACCUGCCGCUGAGGAUGAGAUCUGUCCUGCUCAUGAAGAGGGUACAGUAGAGGUUGGAAAGGUUUCCGCUGCCACCUCAAGUGAAAGAUCACCCAUGGAGGCAAUCUCAAGACCAUCUCCUUCCAACACCAAGGAAUCGAUUACAACCAGCCAGGAAGAGCAACUCGAGUACACUAAAUCAGAAAUGGGUGAAGUGAGAGAAGAGAACCAAAGAUUGAAGAUGAUCUUAGCCCAAAUCGUCAAAGACUACCAGUACCUGCAAAAGCAGUACUUCGAUAUCCUGCAGCAAGAGCAAUCUAAGAAGGCUCUUGAGACAGCAGAGCCUGAUGGUGUGGAAGAACCUGAGCUUGUUCUGCUGAGCCUUGGCACCAGUUCAACUGGGCAAAAGAAGGAAGAGAUUAACACAUGUAAAGAUAGUGGAAAAGACGGAGAAGGUCUAACUCUUGGAUUGGACUGCAAAUUUGAAGGAACCAGAAAGAGUCCCAAUGAACACGAGUCAACCAUUAGCCCAGACAACAGCUCCGAUGACCCCAAGGAAGAAGAGCCCGGGGAGCCAUGGCCACCAAGCAAGAUACUGAAGAAUCCCAGGAAUGGUGAUGAUGAGGGCUCGCAGCAGCCCCAAGUGAAGAAAGCUCGUGUCUCCGUGAGAGCAAGAUGUGAUGCCCCAACGAUGAAUGAUGGAUGCCAGUGGCGGAAGUAUGGGCAGAAGGUUGCCAAAGGAAAUCCAUGUCCCCGAGCGUACUACCGUUGUACGGUGGCACCAGGAUGCCCUGUGAGGAAGCAGGUGCAAAGGUGUGCGGAAGACAUGUCGAUACUGAUCACCACCUACGAAGGAACCCAUAACCAUCCUCUACCCUUAUCAGCCACCACCAUGGCCUGCACCACCGCGGCCGCCGCAAGCAUGCUGAUGACCGGCUCGUCGACCUCGGGACAAGGCAUGGCACCACCAGCCAUCGGACCGCUGUGUUCCUCCUCGACUGCGGCCGCCGCAAGCACCAGCCUCCAUGGCCUCAACUUUCGCAUGUUAGGCAGCUCCAAUGCGAGGCAGCCUUAUCUCCCAAUUCCUUCGAUAUCUUCCACUCCUUCCUAUCCCACCAUCACACUCGAUCUCACCGCACCACCCUCGGCCACAUCCCAACUCAACCAGUUCACCAGAUUCCCGAGGUACUCCUCCACAGGCUUCAACUUCUCCUCGGAGUCUACCACCAUACCAACAUCUUGGAGCAAUGGGUACUUGAGCUACGCAUCUCAAGCAUACAACAAGGGCUCCAACACGGGUUCUCUGAGCCUCGGUAGGCAAUCUCAGGACUCCUUCUAUCACUCCAUCCUACAGAAGGCCAUCAACUCAGCUGCUGCUGCUACUACUACUGCUGUUCCUUCUCCUUCUCCAAACCAGCAUGCAUUGACUGACACAAUCGCGAAGGCCAUCACGUCGGAUCCCAGCUUCCAGUCGGCGAUAGCUGCCGCCAUAACGUCGUACGUGGGCGGCCAACCCGGGAGAGAGGGUGCAAGCCAUGGCCUCCUCAAGUUGGGAGGGCACUUCAACUCCUCGGCGGUUGCACAGCUCUCAGCCGCCGUGAAUGGUUGCGCCUCCAGCUACUUGAACAGGUCGAGCAGUUCGAGUUCCAGCCACCAGCCCAACCUGCCUCUCCUCCAGCCGCCACUGGCCUUUCCCACCCCCAAGACUGCCUCUGCUGAUCGCAAUAGUGAAAGCAUAGACUGAUGGCUCUCUUUAUGAAAGAUGAUUGAUAGAAGAUAAGCAUACAGAGGGUACAAAACUUUUAUGCAGGGGAGAUUUACAGGUAAUUACCCUGCAUAAAACUUUUGUCUCAAUAGAAGGGAGGUGAAGGAGGAAUUAAGUUUGCUUUGCGUCAUAACCUAUAGUGCAGAUCAUAAAAACAACUGUUAAGACACAUGAAGAGAAUGAUUAGGACUGAAGUAACAGUUCAAGUGUUCUAUUUUGUUUCAAGUGCUUCACUGCUGGUCAAAGUUGGACAAGA
Musa acuminata AAA Group (dessert banana) is the source of this 2341-nucleotide messenger RNA. Its product is annotated as WRKY transcription factor 72A. Gene Ontology annotation, biological process: regulation of DNA-templated transcription. Bases 319 to 2064 code for a protein of 581 amino acids. Gene Ontology annotation, molecular function: sequence-specific DNA binding; DNA-binding transcription factor activity. Lineage: Eukaryota; Viridiplantae; Streptophyta; Magnoliopsida; Zingiberales; Musaceae. The transcript is spliced from 5 exons. The record is from RefSeq and is a predicted model, not a curated record.